UGCUAACAUGUUAUGAUGUUCUGCUGUGCUGUAUUCGCCAGCUCCUUCCCAAACAGGACGUCCUGAAGAGAAUGUCGGCCCUGAAGAUCAAAAGGUAUCGUCAGCCCAAACCGUGGUGUGACCCGUCCCAGCCGUUAGAGACGGACAACUGUGCGGUCUGUCUGGAGCCUUUCAACAACAACCAGUGUCUGCGGGUGCUGCCGUGUCUUCAUGAGUACCACAGAGAUUGUGUCGACCCCUGGCUGCUGCUGCAGCACACCUGUCCGCUGUGCAAACGCAGCAUCCUCAGCAGCGUCUUCAAAGACAGUUAAAGGUCACCACAGCCUCUGGGAAUCAAGUCUCGUCUUUUCCUCUGUGACGCUCCAGUAGCCCUUUUUUUGUUUGUUGUUUUUUUUAAACUUACCUCAUGCCUCCUCCUUCCAGCAGACUGUGGGAUAAGAUAUAAGCUUCUCACAGCAGCUGGCCGGCCAUCUGGACUGUGAAGCAGUCAGAUUUGACGUCUGACAUUCGGGGUGUUUUCAGCAGGACAUAUGGUGGUAGUAUAAACACAAUACUAUGAAGUAUUGUACCAGUACUGUUGUGUGUGAACAGUACUUCUUCCUGGGAUCAUGUUACUGUACAAUUUGACUGCGACUUGGGAGGUUGUUUGUGGUCAAUGCAACUCUCCACACAAACAACAUCUGCUCUGUUUGUGCUGAGCAACAAUACAUUUGGCUUUUCAUCAGUAAACACUGAUAACCUGAGCGAGUAUUCGCGGUUCAGUUGUUUC
Messenger RNA from Micropterus salmoides (largemouth bass), 769 nucleotides. Its product is annotated as RING finger protein 215-like. Gene Ontology annotation, biological process: Wnt receptor catabolic process; ubiquitin-dependent protein catabolic process; negative regulation of canonical Wnt signaling pathway. The transcript is spliced from 3 exons. Gene Ontology annotation, molecular function: ubiquitin protein ligase activity; frizzled binding. The record is from RefSeq and is a predicted model, not a curated record. NCBI's taxonomy places the organism in Eukaryota, Metazoa, Chordata, Actinopteri, Centrarchiformes, Centrarchidae. The coding region runs from base 72 to 311 and encodes 79 amino acids.